Messenger RNA from Drosophila pseudoobscura, 3877 nucleotides. RefSeq names its product SIFamide receptor (gene SIFaR). Gene Ontology annotation, cellular component: plasma membrane. Gene Ontology annotation, molecular function: neuropeptide Y receptor activity; peptide binding. The record is from RefSeq and is a predicted model, not a curated record. The coding region runs from base 460 to 2898 and encodes 812 amino acids. Lineage: Eukaryota; Metazoa; Arthropoda; Insecta; Diptera; Drosophilidae. The transcript is spliced from 6 exons. Gene Ontology annotation, biological process: G protein-coupled receptor signaling pathway; cellular response to hormone stimulus.
ACCUACAUUCAGUCGUCGUCGGGCCAUCGUCGUCGUCGGCUCCCACUAUCGUGCUCCGAGCGUGUCUGUGUCCAUGUCUGUCGUGAGGCCAGAUAGCCUGAAAAACGAGCUGCCCGUGCUGCGUUGGCCGCAGUCCUCAUUCAGACGCGAAUCCGUUAACAUCGCGGUCGCCGAAGGGCACACAACAUCAUCUAUCGGCACGGCGACCAGCACAUGGCCGUCCAUGGAACGCAACACGGAACCAACCGAACCGACCACGCCCACGAAAUAUCCUGCAUAUCCUACAACUGAAUGUUUUUCAAAGCCAACGAAAUGCCAAGUGACGAUGCCAUUUUUAUAGACUUUUUCUAAAUCAAAAGAAACUACUGCGAGUACAGAUACCAAUAAAAUAGAGAGAUUACCAGCGACGGUCGAGGCGCCACUUAAAGUGCCUGCUAGCUUAUCCAAGACGGCCUGGCGAUGGCAGUGAACGGGAGGAUUCGCAAGCGCAAGCAUAAAAGCCAUCCAAGUGGCGACACUCCGACUCCGACGACAGCCACUAGCAUAACCGCGGCGGCAGCCACCACAGCAGCCAUAGCCCCUUCAGCGCCAGGCAGGCCUUGGCCCAUGGUGGAGCAGAGCGAAACAAUCGAGGAAGCCGCCGCCUUCGCUGGGGACUAUAAUAAUUUCACGCAUAAUUUCGUCGAUUUGCAGAACCUCUUGAAUUUCAAUGAUUUGCUGAGCACCAGCAAUAGCAGCAGCAGCAGCGGUCCAAGCAAUGGGAUCGGGAAUGCCAGUGACAAUGGAAAUAGCAACUCUGUGGCCAGCAUCAGCAGCUCCUCGAGCGGAUCGAGUACCAUUAAAUUGAGUAACGGCGCCAUUAUGGACACUCUUUUGGGGACCGUUUUGACCACGGCCACGGCGACGGUGGCGCCUGCCGCCAGCUCUUUGUUAGCCACGAUUGCAGCCACUACCACGACAACAGCAUCGGUGGCGGCAUCCUCGUCGGCCCUGGCCAUCGCGGGCAGUCAGCAGGUGGUGUCCUUGUCGGGCCUGGCCAUUGCCGAGGCCACCUCAUCCACCUAUUAUGCCAACUUGCUGAACAUGUCGCCGGCCACCACCAGCCUGAUCGCGGCAGUGGCGGCCACCAAGUCCUACAACGACAGUUCCAUGCGCUGGGAGCAGUUCGACGGAAACGUGGACUUCGGCUUCGAUCCGCUCUACCGCCAUUCGCUGGCCAUGUCCAUUGUCUACUGCGUGGCGUAUAUCGUGGUGUUCCUGGUGGGGCUCAUUGGCAACAGCUUCGUGAUUGCCGUCGUCCUGCGGGCGCCUCGUAUGCGGACGGUGACAAACUACUUCAUUGUGAAUCUGGCCAUUGCGGACAUCCUUGUUAUUGUCUUCUGCCUGCCAGCCACUCUUAUUGGCAACAUCUUUGUGCCCUGGAUGCUCGGAUGGCUGAUGUGCAAGUUUGUGCCCUACAUACAGGGUGUCUCGGUGGCGGCAUCGGUUUACAGUUUAAUUGCCGUGUCCCUCGACAGGUUCAUUGCCAUCUGGUGGCCGCUGAAGCAGAUGACAAAGCGACGUGCCCGCAUCAUGAUAAUCGGCAUAUGGGUAAUCGCACUGGUGACCACCAUACCCUGGCUGCUCUUCUUCGAUCUUGUCCCGGCCGAGGAGGUGUUCUCCGAUGCCCUCGUCUCGGCCUACACGCAGCCCCAGUACCUGUGCCAGGAGGUCUGGCCGCCCGGCACCGAUGGCAACCUGUAUUUCCUGCUGGCCAACCUGGUGGCCUGCUAUCUGCUGCCCAUGUCGCUGAUAACGCUCUGCUAUGUGCUCAUCUGGAUCAAGGUGUCCACGCGCUCGAUACCAGGCGAAUCCAAGGACGCCCAGAUGGAUCGCAUGCAGCAGAAGAGCAAGGUCAAGGUCAUCAAGAUGCUGGUGGCGGUCGUCAUCCUUUUUGUCCUGUCCUGGCUGCCCCUCUACGUGAUCUUUGCGCGCAUCAAGUUCGGCUCGGACAUAUCGCAGGAGGAGUUCGAGGUGCUCAAAAAGGUGAUGCCACUGGCCCAGUGGCUGGGCUCCUCCAACAGCUGCAUCAACCCCAUCCUCUACUCCGUGAACAAGAAGUACAGGCGUGGAUUUGCGGCCAUCAUCAAGUCUCGCAGCUGUUGCGGCCGUCUCAGAUACUACGACAACGUGGCCAUUGCCUCCUCCACCACCAGCACACGCAAGUCCUCGCACUACCACCAGAAUAGCUCGCGGAAGAGUCCCAGCAGCAAGGGCAACGCCGUCUCCUAUAUCUACGAGCACAACUCCUUGCGGCGCCACAACAUGAUGCUGAAGCAGGACAGCAAUCUGUCGCAGCAGAUGCUGCUGAAGCAGGACUCGCACGGCUCCCGACAGUUCCUGAUCAAGCAGGAGAGCUCCUGCAGCGACGCCUCCGGCAUCCGGCGCCCGUUGUGCCAGCAGGACAGCAAUGGCUCCAAGAUCUCACUCUCCAAGCAGGACUCGAUUGUCUCCUACAUGGAAUCGCGUCGAGCUCCCGGUCUCGGCCUGAGCGACUCGCUGGCGGACAGAGACAGUGUCUCGAUGGAGUCUCGUCGAGCUGGCGGAAUAAUGGUGAACGCCACGCCGGGAUCACUGCUCGACAAGCGACAGAAGUUUGUGAAACAGGACUCGGUCAUCUCGUUUGUGGAUCAGCGACCAGAGCCGCGACGGCAUCAGCUGGUGAAGCAGGACUCGGUCAUUUCGUUCGCCGAUCAGCGUCGUGGUCUGCUGCACAAGCAGGACUCCCUGAAUCGAGCCAGUGAUGCGCCCACUCAUCAUGUAUCCAUACUGAAAAAGACGGACUCGCAGCUAAGCUACGGGUCUUCUUCAUCAGCAUCAGCCGCUUCUCCGCGCCGCAGUGCGGAUCUGUACGAGUAGGAAAUUAUUGAUAACAUUCUACCACUCUACCAUCCGUUCCACGAAAACAUCCUACGCAUCGCACAUACUUAUAUAUGGACUAGCUACAACCACUUGCGGAACAUUCUCGUACAUACAUAUAUAUAUUUAUAGAAACUAGACAGACAUUAUUCCACAAAUACUUGUCUCAUUCCUAUGGCAGCUACAUACUAUAUAGAUGAUAUGCUAUGACGAUCGAAUCCUGGUAUUUCUGACUUAUUUACUGUCCCUUGCUAAAUUACAGCCAGAUGUCGCUUCAAAUGAGGGACUAGUUUGCACAGAAUGAGACUAACAGGCAGGCAGACAGACAGACAAACAGACAGACGGACACGGCUCGAUGGUCGGUGGGUAUCUUCUAUUAUUACGAGUAUAAUGAUUUUAUGAACUGUGAUAGAAGUUGGCAGUGCUGGUGAGGCUCUGAACUUGGCUGGAAAGUGCCGGACUUAUCCGUCAUGUCAUCUUUGUCUUUGUCAUCGCCGUCGUUUAUGGGUAGCCAGAUCUAGGAAUAGGGAAUGGGUAUGGGUAUGGACCAAAUCGAUAGGGGAAGAGUAAUCUAAUCAAAGAUCGCUUAGUUAGACACAAGAUAACACCACACCAAACCACACUAUACAAUACAAUACAUACUCGUACUCCCGAACCGACAGACCCCACACACAUAUAGGAAAUAGAUGUUUUAUACGUGUUUCAAUGGUACUACACACAAAGAUAUAAACUACUCCUUGGCUAUGGCUAUAUAAUAUCUACAAAAUAUGUACCGUUACGCAGUUUUAAGAUUGUUUGUACUCGCCAUUUGCUAUAUCGAAGAGUCGAGGAACGGAAUGGAAGAGAAGCGACCUACAACAGGGGAAGGGAGGGGUUCAAAUAGCUUUGCUAUAACUUUUUGUACGAAAGCGAGAGUGAAACGGGCAAGUCCAGUAUCAUAGUCGAAGAGGAAGAUAGGAAGUAACAAAACAAAAAAAAA